AUGAAGCACUUGCAGGCGAAGGUCGAAUAUUUAGAGCACGAGAAUGCCAGCAAGGAUGAUUGGUGUCGAAAACGAGACGAGGCCGCGCGGAAGUUGGAGGGAACGCUGCGCACGAAGGAAAGUAGCUUUGAGGCCCAGCUGGCCAGAAAAGACCAGGAGCUGGAAGCCAAAAUCCAGGACAUCAGAGGUCUGGAAGCGAAGGUCAGAAACCUGGAGGAUCAGGUCCUCUUCGAUCGGCGGCAGGUCGAGGAGAUCAAGAGUGCUCACCACGCCCUCUACCAGGAGAAGGCCACGAGAGAACGGGAGCUCCAGGAGAAAUCAGAGGAGCUGACCAAAUUCCUGCUGGAACUUGACGCGAAGUCAGCGGGAGACGUGCCCUCCGCGAUCAAAGGAUCCUGCGAGGCUUUCGAAGAUGCCGAGAACUCGCGGCUCAAGGAGCAGUUGGCCAAGUCUGAGGCCGACUUGCUGAUGUUGCAGCAGUGGCAUGCGCAGAUGGCCUAG
Messenger RNA from Cladocopium goreaui, 501 nucleotides. The record is from the annotation of a GenBank genome assembly. NCBI's taxonomy places the organism in Eukaryota, Dinophyceae, Suessiales, Symbiodiniaceae.